GGUCUGAUCCCGGUCUGAUCCCGGUUCGAUCUCAUUUUAAUUUGGGUUCUGACCCCCCCAGGUCCCACUCGCCGAAUGGAGCCGGCCGAGGUGGAGUUUCUGGCCGAGAAGGAGCUGGUGACGAUCGUGCCCAACUUCAGCCUGGACCGGAUUCACCUCAUCGGGGGAGAUCUGGGUCCUUUCAAUCCUGGUUUGCCAGUGGAGGUGCCUGUCUGGUUGGCCAUUAAUCUGAAGCAGAGGCAGAAGUGUCGGCUGAUUCCUCCAGAAUGGAUGGAUGUUGGAAAACUGGAGGAAAUCCGGGACCAGGAACGGAAAGAGGACACAUUCACUCCAAUGCCCAGUCCCUAUUACAUGGAACUCACCAAGCUGCUGUUAAACUAUGCCUCAGACAACAUCCCCAAAGCCGACGAGAUCCGGACGCUGGUGAAGGACACGUGGGAUACGAGGAUGGCCAAGCUGCGGCUGUCCGCGGACAGCUUCGUGCGGCAGCAGGAGGCUCACGCCAAGCUGGAUAACUUAACCUUGAUGGAGAUCAACACGACCGGGACUUUUCUUACCCAAGCCUUGGAUCACAUGUACAAGCUCCGGACUAACCUCCAGCCUGGCGAGACUGCCCACUCCCAGGAUUUCUGAGUGGGAA
Molecule: messenger RNA, 640 nt
Organism: Empidonax traillii (willow flycatcher)
Lineage: Eukaryota; Metazoa; Chordata; Aves; Passeriformes; Tyrannidae
Gene: GINS2
Product: GINS complex subunit 2
Exons: 5
Coding region: 76-633 (185 amino acids)
Biological process (GO): double-strand break repair via break-induced replication; DNA replication
Cellular component (GO): GINS complex; nucleus
Source: RefSeq, a predicted model, not a curated record